UGGACGGAAGCUUUGCUCAUCUUUUUACAAUCUCGCAAGGCGACCAGUCCCUCGCAUCUUUCUUUAGGUUAACAGCUCACUGAUUGGAGCAGACGUUGCUAGGUUGCCAAGUCCCGCCUACCGCGGCUGGUUGGGUGGGUAAAUCGCUGUAGCCGCUGGUUGUGCAGCGGAGAUCGGGGGCUGCCCGGCCGGGCCCCGUCCGCCCUGCGGCGCUUAGUGAAAACAACAAUGGAGCGACUUGGAGUGAAAGCUACUCCUUCCCAUAACCGUUCUAAGACAGCUUUGUACGUGACCCCUCAGGAUCGUGUAACCGAGUUUGGGAGUGAACUGCAUGAAGAUGGAGGGAAAUUGUUCUGUACUUCCUGCAAUAUGGUCCUGAAUCAUGUUCGCAAAUCUGCAAUCAAUGACCAUCUCAAGUCUAAAACUCAUACAAAGCGGAAGGCAGAGUUUGAAGAGCAGAGUGUCAGAAAGAAGCCGAGGGCUCUGACUGCUUCUCUCCAAUGCAACAGUGCUACUCAGACAGAGAAAAUCAGUGUCAUCCAGGACUUUGUGAAGAUGUGCUUGGAAGCUAACAUCCCACUUGAGAAAGCUGACCAUCCAUCGGUGCGAGCUUUCCUGUCUCGCCAUGUGAAGAAUGGUAGUUCCAUUCCGCAGUCAGAUCAGUUAAGGAAAACGUACCUGCCUGAUGGAUAUGAGAAUGAGAACCAACUCCUCAGUAUGGAAGACUGUUGAGAAGAUGACUAUUUUGGGGAUGGCGUAUUAAAGUUACAUAUUGAUGGUGUGGUUUAUUUUUAUAUUCAUGCAUACACUGUUAUAUUGGUUUUACAGUUUAUUUUGUAUUACUGUAGACAUGACAAUCUAUCACCAAAAUUAAUGAUGUGCCACAGACUCUUGAUAACCCUACUGUAGAGUUUAUAUCCACUGUGAUUCAGAACUCAUUUUCAAGAUAGGGAACAUCUAUGUAAAGGCCAACCAUAACUGUGACAUUAACAAACACUCACGUGUGCAUGGAGGACUUUCCAUGCCAAUUCAAUCACCAACAUGACAUCUUCAUUACACAAGAAAGGACCAAACAGUAGGAAUUACUUUACUACAUCAGACAUAUUGACCAUCUUUGUUCAGUAUUCUGUCUCUGUCAAUGACCAGGAAUAAGUCCUGUAUUGUUAGCGUGCAAAAAGUCGUAUAAUGGCCAGUUACAUAAUAACCUGCCCACAGAAGCAAAUUCUAACCGCUGGUAGAGGCUGACUUAUGCCUUACAGCAUGGGGACUUACAUCCUUUUAAAAAACUCUUUUAUCCUAUCUAACGUAACUCUGGAUGUUCUCGUCUAUCUAAAUACUUAAUUAUGGCUUCACUUUUCUCUUAAAGCAGGGAGUUCAAUAGGUUUGUUACGCAUUGCAUAAAAGAAAAAGCAGUUUCUUAUCUCAGUUUUAAAUUCACUGUCUUGCAGUUUCAAUGUGUCUCCUUAUAGUAAGCUGAGAGACUAGUGUCUUUGAGCAAGGUGCCUUGUGCAGCUGCUGGCCUAUGAAACACAUGCCUGGUCACGGUCCCUAAUAAUACAGUUUGCUGUGUGUUUUCCUAGCAUGACAGCAGAAGCAGAACAUUUUCUUUUCAAUCUGUUAGCUAUAAACCAGAACCCAGUUGGAACUGAUCAGGACAUGGGAGUAGCAGUUCAAGAGUCCUACUUGAGUAUGGGGUCACUUAAGCUCUUGCACUCAUACCCUUUUCCUGAGUAUGGGGUCACUUAAGCUCUUGCACUCAUACCCUUUUCCUGGGUCUUGUGCUUGUCGCAGACUAAGUGACCUAAAUGUGUUUUUAAAACAGUUAAUGUUGAUGACAAAUAGUUCAUGUAGUGUAGCUAUGAGGUAAGUGUACCGAAAAGGAUGCAACAGUAGAAUAAGUGUUACCUGGGUUACAGUUCCUUUUCCAAGCCAGUGCCAUAUUCACUGGAUCAUAAAAAAAGUGACUUGCUGUAUAUCAGUAAUGUGUGUUUCUUUCUCUAAAUUGUGUAAUUCUCAACCCUUUUCACAUCUUUUUGGGGGAGUUGAGUAUUAUGCCUAAAUUAAGUAUGGUGGUAGCCCACUCAACUUUAGUGUCCAAGAAAGCUCUUGGGUGAGGAGAGAGAAUAUUGUGCAGAGGCAAGUAACACAACUGCCUUUUCUGCCUGCCUCCUUUGGGCUGUGAUUCUGUGAGGUGCUGAGCAUCUCCUAGGCAGUGCAGCAUGCCUUCCACUCACCAUAAGUGUUCUGUCUCGCAGGUUUAGUUCCUCCUAUUUUGCUGCUUUUUCCCUUUCUUGGUUUUCACUAUAUUUCUCAUUUUUCUUCAUUUUGCCCAUUUCAUUUUAGGGUGCUGACAGUAGCAUUAACUAAUAGUGCUUACAGGUGGAAUUGUAGAGGGACACAGACUAGCCUGCUAUUAAUUUGGUUGGUUUCUGCAGUUCUCGGUAGUUUAAAAUACACAUCAGCUUGAAGAGAGGAAACAGUUUAAUGCUGACUAUUUUUAUGCAAUCUUCAAGAACUUGUCAGAUGAAUGGCUCAAAGUGUAUUCACACAAUUUAAUCAUUUCUUUCUUGCAACUGGUUGCCUGCUGUGCGAGGUGUAUUUGUAUAGACACAGCAAACUAAAUGAAUAGUAUGCAGGCAAAUUGUUGCACCGGUGCUGAGCCCCAUUGAAGCCAGUGAGGCUCGACACAGUUAAAGCAAUCUGCCCAUUCAAUAUCAAUUGCUGGUUUAGGACUUCAGAUAGAAAUAGUAGUGGAAAUCUUUCUCUUGAUCUUGGAUGUCUCAAUUUGCCUUCACAAGUGUGACUAGCUAUGGGAUGUGCUUAGGAUCAUGCAUUGCGUAGGGCUGGUACUGUUUCAUAUAAAUCCUCUUAAGACACAUGAGUAUAAGUUACCACUGCCAAUAGCCUUUUCUAUGUUAAAAAAUUGUGUUCUUCCAUGACAGCUCCUCUUCUUGUUUCAGUGGAGUUAUGCUAUCUGCACUUCAUUAAUCAAAGUUAGAUAUCUUUGAAUUAGUUUUGUACUCCAUCCAUACAGUUGUAUUAGGGUUGAAUCACAAAGGGAAAACAGUUGUGAGUAUUGAGGAAACAGCUUGAGUAUGAAUUUUUGAAAUCAGUCUUCCAUUAAAAUAAGAAAGUGCUAUUUUAUGUACUAGUUUGAGAUGACUAAUUCUGGCCUUGAUGUUUUUUAAUAAUUUUACAGGCUAUUGUUGAUAUUAAAGUCGCUUUACAAAAGACCUAAACAGAAAUGUUUUUCUCUGCUCUCUACUAUCAAACUAAUAAACCCUCUUCAAAAAGCUAUGCUAGCAUUAUGAUUAAGCAUGUUGGUACACAGACUAAUAAAACAAAACAAAACAAAAAAGGCCGCUUCACUCUUGUGUUAGAAGAAAUAAAAAAUGACAGGCAACUUUGGUAAAUAAAUUAUGUUGUUUUUCAAGUAUCUAAGGAGAUUACUACAAAUAAUAGAAAAUAAAGCAUUAGUAAUAUGAUUAAGAUA
Messenger RNA from Malaclemys terrapin pileata, 3493 nucleotides. RefSeq names its product CGG triplet repeat binding protein 1 (gene CGGBP1). The record is from RefSeq and is a predicted model, not a curated record. The transcript has 2 exons. Gene Ontology annotation, biological process: regulation of transcription by RNA polymerase II. Lineage: Eukaryota; Metazoa; Chordata; Testudines; Emydidae. Gene Ontology annotation, cellular component: nucleus. Gene Ontology annotation, molecular function: double-stranded DNA binding. The coding region runs from base 229 to 732 and encodes 167 amino acids.